Messenger RNA from Rotaria socialis, 564 nucleotides. The record is from the annotation of a GenBank genome assembly. NCBI's taxonomy places the organism in Eukaryota, Metazoa, Rotifera, Eurotatoria, Philodinida, Philodinidae.
AUGAACUCGGUUAAUAAGAAUCAAUGUAUUGCACUUGCACCAACAUGUUUUGCAUAUGGUGGUGGUACAAAACCAAUAUCGGAAUUGAUGUUUAAUAAAUAUGACAAAGAUAAAAGUGGAACAAUAUCACGUGAAGAACUUCGUUCACUUUGUUAUGAUAUGGGGUAUUAUUUGUCUGAUGAUGAACUUCAAUGGGCAUGUACAUUAAUUGAUAAAGAUGGAAAUGGUCAUAUUGAUUAUCGAGAAUUUGCUGAUUGGUGGCGAACAUCAUCACGUUUUGAACAUAUACAAAUGCCUAAUGCGUAUCAAACACAAUUGAUUUGUCAUAUAGCGGAAGUAUUUCGUUCAUAUGAUAAACAUAAUCAUGGAAGAUUAAAUAAAAAAGAAUUUGAAAAAAUGCGAAAAGAUUUAACACGUCAUCAUAUCAUUGAUGAACAUGAACAUCAAGCAUGUCAAUUUGAAGAAAUCGAUCGUGGACAUGAUGGAAGCAUUAAUUUCAAUGAACUUAUUGCUUGGUUUAAAGAUAUUGGUGUUUUAGAUAAGAUUGGUGUAUGUGCUCCAUGA